Phragmites australis (common reed) is the source of this 2380-nucleotide messenger RNA. RefSeq lists its product as uncharacterized. NCBI's taxonomy places the organism in Eukaryota, Viridiplantae, Streptophyta, Magnoliopsida, Poales, Poaceae. The coding region runs from base 913 to 1704 and encodes 263 amino acids. The transcript is spliced from 16 exons. The record is from RefSeq and is a predicted model, not a curated record.
GUGCAGAAGGAAAAAUUCAUGGUCUCAAAACACAUGAUUGCCAUGUCCUAAUGCAACAACUCAUGCCUAUUGCUUUGAGGGGUGUUCUUCCAGAUGAUAUCACAGCAAUACUAUUUGAGUUAUCUUCUUAUUUUCAAGGAAUAUGUUCAAAAGUGCUUCAUGUUGAUGAACUUGACCGUUUGGAACAAUCAAUUAGAAUUACACUGUGCAAAAUGGAGAUGAUAUUUCCUCCUGGGUUUUUCACGGUUAUGGUUCACUAAGUAGUCCAUUUAGCAACUGAAUGUAAGAUUGCUGGACCAGUUUGCUAUAGAUGGAUGUACUUUAUUGAAAGGUACCUGGGUAAAUUGAAGUCGUAUGUUCGCAACAAAGCUCAUCCGGAGGGUUCAAUGGCAAAUUCAUUUUUGGAAGAUGAGGUUAUGGUGUUUUGUUCCAGAUCAUGCAGUUGGAGCAACAAAAUGGUAGCGAUAGCAUUGAUGAAGAGAUUAGAUGGUUGGCCCGGGGUCCAAUUGAUGCAGCAAGAAGACAUAGAGCCUUUAAUAUUCAUGGACACAAAUUUAGAGCCAAGCGUUAUGAUAAGGUUACUCAAAACAGUGGAGUUGUUGUGACUGCAAAAACAUCAAUACACACCAACCAAAAAGCGACAAGAACAUAAAUGAACACGUGGGAAAUUUGAAGGAACUUUUAGUGGAGUAGCCAGAUUUAGCAGACACUAGGCAAGGAAAGAUUUCUUGGAAAGGAGAUGCUCUGAAUCAAAUAUUAGGAGAAGACAAGCAUGGCCGUGUUCAUGGUUUGGGCCUAGUUCCAAAUCCUAAUAAAGUGUUUGAUCUGUCAACUUCACGACGCUUUAAGAAUAUAAAUCUGACUUCAUUGGAUCCGACAUCAAGUGAAGAUGUUCUAUCCCUUAGACUUCAAAUGAAGAAGGUUCAAAAACAUGCCCAGAUUCAAGAUGCUAAUAUUCUGGAAUUAAAACAAAAGACAAAAACCUUGGAAGAAAGACAACUCGAACAGAGGUGCAUAGAUGAUCCUUUGCAUGCAACUCAAGAUGCUAUUUAUGUUGAUGGGCCAAAUUCAAAACGAAAACGAGUAUACGGUGACCCUCAAAGUCAACAAUUUAGCAUGGUUGAGCAGCAGAAUAAUAUGAUGAGGAGACAAAAUGAUGAUGAGUACGAGGAUUUGCAGCCACCAAACAAAUAUUGUACAACAGACAAGAAUGAAUGGGAAACGAUACAGAAUGACAAUGCACAACAACCAAAAAAACAUUCUAGUGCAUAUAAGAGAAAGGAAGCUAAUGCCUGUGAUUACAAUGUGCUGCAAGCCUACAGAGCUUCUACUGAAGCAUACAAUACCAAAAAUAAACAUUUUAAAGAUGACGUUAGGAUCGACAAAAACAAGCAUACUAAUGCAGCCAAGGUUGCAGACCUGGAAACAUCUUCAUAUUGCUCAAAUCAUGAAAGUUCUCAAUACCAGCGACCGUACAGUGACCCUCAAAGUCAAGAUUUUAGCCUGGUAGAGCAGCAGAAUAAUACGAUGAGGAGACAAAAUGAUGAUGAGUACGAGGAUUUGCAGCCACCAAACAAAUAUUCUACAAGAGACAAGGUUGCAGGCCUGAAAACAUCUUCAUAUUGCUCAAAUCAUGAAGGUUCUCAAAAUCAGAGCAAAAAUAUCUCAAAAGGAGCUUGUGCAGCCAUGUGUGCUACUGUAUAAGAAACUUCUUCUAAACUUCAUGAUAUUUAUUUCCUUUUUUCAAAGAAUUCUCUUAGCUACAGACUGAUGUUCCAUAUAAUUUUUUUUUAUAGAAACAACAGCAUGGUACAGGCAGUAGGUUAGUGACCAGCUCAACGAUGGUAUAAGAGUGUUUAUGUUCAUUAGCAAUUUAUUUUUACAAAUGGUUAACUUUCUGUUGUUUGAUUAUUUUGCUCAAACACUUCCAUAUAUGCACUAGGCUGGCACUACAGUAUUUUUGAAGAGUUGGAAAAGUCAAAAUAAGAAAGUAGCUGUUGCUACAGUAGUAAGUUGUGAUCCAACACACAAACUUGAUGGUGUCCCAAUAGGAAAUAAAUUUUGGAUAGUGCGUGUCAAUGUUGUAAUUGCUGCAGACGAAGCAUUGAUACGGCCAUACAAAACCUACAAAUUUGUCGGUGAUGCAGAUGGAGCUAAUAUUGCUUGGCCUUCAACAUUUGUUGAAAAGAUAAAUUGGUGAUGGUUUCAAUGACAAGCUUGAUGGAGGAUGGACAGUGGUGGUGGCAUUUGCAAAAUACUAUUCCUUGUGUUUAAUAUUUGUCUCAAUAGGAAAUGAUGUUUAGAUCAAACUUCUAUCAUGAAUCAUGUGGAUGGUAUUCAAUGUAAUGCAACAAUUCCAUUUCAAUAUAUCAGUGUUUAU